This is a messenger RNA of Trypanosoma cruzi, 780 nucleotides long. RefSeq names its product coatomer beta subunit, putative. The record is from RefSeq and is a predicted model, not a curated record. Lineage: Eukaryota; Euglenozoa; Kinetoplastea; Trypanosomatida; Trypanosomatidae. The annotation marks the transcript as partial. Gene Ontology annotation, biological process: intracellular protein transport; intra-Golgi vesicle-mediated transport; endoplasmic reticulum to Golgi vesicle-mediated transport. The transcript has a single exon. Gene Ontology annotation, cellular component: COPI vesicle coat; cytoplasm.
AUGAAUGUGGGUUCUAAUCAGGAGGUUGCGUGCACGCUGCUUGUUGGUUUUGAUGGCAGUAGUGUGAACACGAAGGAUCUCAAGGCGGCUUUGGAGAAGGGGGACAUAAAUGCUCGAGCAGAGGCGCUGGAAACGAUGAUUAGGCUCCAUUUGAACGGCGAGCCGCAGAAUCAUAUGAUCAUGUCUGUUAUAAAAUACAUCACCCCGCUUGAGGAUCACCUUAUUAAGAAGCUGGUGUUGUACUUUUGGGAGGUCGUGGAGAAGACGGACAAGAAUGGGAAGUUGCUGAGCGAGAUGAUUUUGAUCUGUUCCUUCCUUCGGGAGGAUCUACUGCAUCCCAACGAGUACGUGCGGGGUCUCACCUUACGGUUCCUAUGCAAGGUGAAGGAAAAGGAACUGAUUGAGCCGCUGAUUUCAUCUGUGGUGCAAAACUUGACUCACCGGGUGACGUACGUACGCCGUAGUGCCGUGGCGGCGGUACACGCCAUCUAUAAAAGGUUUCCGGAUCUUCUUCCUGAUGCACCUGAGUUGGUUGAGAAAUUCAUUGGCGACGAAAACGAUGUUUCGGCGCGUCGGAAUGCUUUUGACAUGCUUGUCGAGUGCGCUCCCGAGCGGGCUGUGCGAUUUUUGACGGGCUUUCGUGAGUCGACGAAUAUGGCGGAUGCAGGUGCCGCCUUUCAGAUGUCUGUUGUAGACUUUGCGCGGCAAAUGAUACGAGCGAAUCCGUACGACAAGGCGAAGUACGUGGCUAUUCUGUUCAAUGUUUUGCAGUCCAAAAAA